Molecule: messenger RNA, 873 nt
Organism: Alternaria conjuncta
Lineage: Eukaryota; Fungi; Ascomycota; Dothideomycetes; Pleosporales; Pleosporaceae
Exons: 2
Coding region: 1-873 (290 amino acids)
Source: RefSeq, a predicted model, not a curated record
AUGGAGGCCAUUGCUGAGAAGCACGCGGGCUUCAUCUCCCGCCUGACGAAUCUCCUCGAUCUCUUCGUCGCGAUGCGUUACAUAUCCCCAUCUGAUGUAAUUCGCCCACCUCACUCUUCCGAAACCGUCGCAACUUCAAUCUUCGAGAAAAUUGGCCUGGAUUCUGAGGUUAUCGACCUGAUCAGAUCAAUUCCUGCAAUGCGCAGCGACAUCGUUGAAGGGUACCAAUGGUUCGGUGUCGAACUGACCCCCCGCUCAAAAGCCGUAACGUACUUUGACAACCCCGGUAACCCAGAUUUCGUCGAGGAUUUGCGGUGGGUUGGACCUGACCGCAAUGAAUGGGAGAAAGCACCUAGACGACCAGCUGAGACCGUGCUUGAUGAAAUCAUCGCAAGGUUCCUAAGCCUGGAAUGGGUUCCGUACUAUGACCCCUCAGAGGAUGACGAUCCCUCCGAUCCACCCGCGCGCAAGAUCUUGGAAGAUCCUAUCAUCAUGCAGAACCUCUUUCCUGGAGGCAUUCGUCUUCCUACUGAGACAACCGCUGCAAUUCAGUAUAUGAGACAGCACCAUGGCUCAGAUGGUGCUGAUGGAUGGCGACGGAGGAUCAAUCGUUUCCGAGCGUGGCAAAAGAUCUAUCAAGAUUGCGGAUGGGGCUCAGCAGUUUUUGACAUCGAAGCGUUUGAACUGAAAAGAUCAAAGCUAAUUGAGGCUCUAGAGGAGCUCGAUAAUUUGGAGUCGGAGGCACGCAAUCGCCCGUGGCUUGUUUCUGUCGGUGCACAGCAGGUAGUUGGAGAAGAUGCUCCCACUUUGGAGCAGAUUACCGCACGGCUUGAUCAUUUCCUUGUUCAAGCUGCUGGAGAGCUCGCUGUUUAA